AUGGAAUACCUCGAAAUGGGUGACCUUUUCACGUAUCUGUGUCAAAAACCAUCACUGCCAGAGGCUGAGGCCAAAGAUAACACAUAUCAGAUUCUCGAUGGUCUGAAUAUGAUGCAUGAAAAUGGGUUUGUGCACCGAGACUUAAAACCAAAUAAUGUACUUAUCAAAUCAUGCCCGCCUGCUAAAUGGUGGAUUAAGCUGGCAGACUUUGGUAUAACCAAACGCAUAAAGGAGGGCUCUAAGCCAUCAAUCAACGAGGAAGGUGCCUAUGCCCCUGAUAUUUGGGCUCUUGGGGAGAUUUUAUUCGAGAUGCUCACCAAAAAACCUGCAUUUGCAAAUCAUGGAUUGCUUGCAGGCUAUAAAACCCAGCAGCAGUUCCCGGUCACCAAGCUGAGAGACGCUGGUAUCAGUCAGCAGGGAAUUGACUUUCUGCUCUCACUCAUGUGUCUUCACCCUAAUGAUCGAAUAACGGCUUCGUCUGCUCUAUCAAACGUGUGGAUACAACCACUGAUACCCCAAAAUCCUACGACAGCUGUUCAAGGCGAAUCGGAGAUUCCUUAUCCAAAGACAACAUUGCUGGAAGACUUUGCCUCAUGGACUACAAAACUUUCUUUGGAAACCCCGAAGGCUGUCAUUCAUGACAUGCCUGGUUCAACUACCACACCAGAAGCGGUAAACGGUUCCCAAGGAAAGGCCACUACAGCACAGGGAGAGAAGCCAGCCACUUCCUCGGGGACCACAAACCCACAGUCUAUACUUUACCAAGUUGGGGCCCUUGGGCCCAGCCCUCUUGGGCCCAGCCCUCUUGAGCCCAGCCCUAUCGAGCUCGAAAAAUGGCAUUGGAAAGGCAUCUCACUCAUUAUUUGGGGUCAAAAAACAGAGUCAGAAACUAUGUUCCGACAAACUUUCGAAGGGAGGGAGAAGGUGCUAGGCAAGCAUCAUAGAGACACACUCGAUUCUGUACAUUGGCUUGGUGUCUGCCUCUGUAGCCUGAACCGGUAUAAAGAGGCCGAGACUGUGUUUCGACAAGCUCUCCAGGGGCGAGUAAAAGUGCUGGGCAAGGAUGAUAAAGACACACUCGAUUCUGCACAAUAG
Penicillium brasilianum is the source of this 1095-nucleotide messenger RNA. The record is from the annotation of a GenBank genome assembly. Lineage: Eukaryota; Fungi; Ascomycota; Eurotiomycetes; Eurotiales; Aspergillaceae.